This is a messenger RNA of Punica granatum (pomegranate), 1991 nucleotides long. The record is from RefSeq and is a predicted model, not a curated record. Lineage: Eukaryota; Viridiplantae; Streptophyta; Magnoliopsida; Myrtales; Lythraceae.
GGAAAUUUGGUUAAGAAAAAAAAAAUCUCCGGCGGCAUCAAGACAGAUCAGACGCAGCCAUAGCAAAUCAGGAAGUUGCAUACCAUACCGUAAUUGAACAUAUAGCAAAUUAAACCAAAGUUGUGUGUCUUUUUGAAAUGUUCCCAAAUUUCAGUCUCAUUUUCUCCUUAUCCAUCAUCAUAUAGCAAUAGAAAGAAUGUUCCGUAAUUGUUGUUUCAGUUGCAGGAAGGAACAAGGAAAGAGGACUUACCAAUUCCUCCCUGCCCAUCUUCUCGUGCAUAAAAGCCUCCUGUUCUUCACCUUCUUCUGCUCAAUCAGUGAAGAGGGCAUAUGAAAAAGUUCUGAUUUCUCUCUCUCUCUUUCUCUUCAAUGGCAAAGGUUCUGUGUGUUCUUGUUGUCUCUGCUCUGCUGUCUCUUUUCCAUGGAUUCACCACCGCCACAGUGAAAACAGAGGACGGAUCAGAGGAAUGGGGCUAUGUCGAAGUCAGACCCAGGGCUCACAUGUUCUGGUGGCUGUACAGAAGUCCGUACAGAGUGAAUGAUCCCUCGAGGCCGUGGCCCGUCAUUCUCUGGCUGCAGGGCGGCCCGGGGGCUUCGGGAGUUGGGAUCGGGAACUUCCAAGAGAUUGGACCACUGGACUCGAACCUGAAGCCGAGGAACUCGACGUGGCUACGUGUUGCCGAUCUCCUCUUCGUGGAUAACCCAGUGGGGACGGGAUUCAGCUUCGUGGAGGAUGCGAGCAACGAUAAGCUGCUCGUGAAGACGGACGAAGAGGCUGCCGAUGAUUUGACAACUCUUUUGAUCAUGAUUUUCAAUAGAGAUGAGGGGCUGCAAAAGAGUCCUCUGUACAUCGUUGCAGAGUCGUACGGAGGGAAGUUUGCAGUCACUCUUGCUCUGGCCGCUCUCGACGCCAUUGAAGCCGGGAAGCUCAAACUCACACUCGGAGGUGUGGCACUGGGGGACAGUUGGAUCUCCCCUGAAGAUUUUGUUUUCUCUUGGGCUCCUCUCCUCAAAGAUCUUUCGCGAUUAGACACCAACGGAGCGAAGAAGUCAAUGAGCGUUGCUGAGAAGAUCAGAGAUGAGCUAAUUCAUGGAAAGUACGUAGAGGCAACUACUUCUUGGAGAGAACUUGAAGAAGUUAUAUCGCAAAGCAGCAAUCUAGUGGAUUUCUAUAAUGUCUUGUUGGAUGCGUUCAUGGAUCCAGUGUCAUCAGUGGCGGCUGAAGAACUUGGGAAUGCAAUUGCAGCCCAGAGAUACUCGACUUACUUAAACUACUUGAAGUCUUCUUCUUCUUCGCCCGGCAGCGAUGGAGAUAUAAAUAGCUUAAUGGAAGGACCGAUUCGGAAGAAACUCAAGAUAAUCCCUAAAAAUGUCACAUGGGGAGGACAGGGGAAUGCCGUAUUUAAUAAUUUCCAAGGAGAUUUCAUGAAACCGAGAAUUAAUGAGGUCGAUGAGCUGCUUGCAAAGGGAGUGAAUGUGACCGUGUACAAUGGACAAUUGGACCUCAUCUGUGCAACUAAGGGGACCGAAGCAUGGCUUGGAAAGCUCAAGUGGGAAGGGCUGCACGAAUUUUUGGAUAUGGACAGGACGCCAUUGUACUGUGGGACGUCCAAAUUGGGCACGAGAGGUUUCACAAAGUCGUAUAAGAACUUGCAUUUCUAUUGGAUCCUCGGCGCCGGUCACUUUGUUCCAGUGGAUCAGCCCUGCGUAGCAUUGAAUAUGGUGGGUUCCAUCACCCAGUCCCCAACGACACCCCACUCUUCAUAAAACGACACCCACCUCGUCACAGACAACAUCGAUGAAAACAAGACCAGACACAGGAACAGAUGGAGAGUUUGCUUGUGAGUGGUCAUAUACACAGACAAAUGAGGAAAUUCACAUUCAGUUUCCUGCUUUAUAUACAACUUAUUCUGAACAAUUUCAAAAGAAAAUGCCUGGAAUUGUAUAAAUUCAUCGAGCCGAUUCAAUCGCACGUAUGUAACUUCCAUUUA